This is a messenger RNA of Ogataea haglerorum, 2985 nucleotides long. RefSeq lists its product as uncharacterized. The coding region runs from base 1 to 2985 and encodes 994 amino acids. Gene Ontology annotation, molecular function: single-stranded DNA endonuclease activity; damaged DNA binding; single-stranded DNA binding. The record is from RefSeq and is a predicted model, not a curated record. Gene Ontology annotation, cellular component: nucleotide-excision repair factor 1 complex. The transcript has a single exon. NCBI's taxonomy places the organism in Eukaryota, Fungi, Ascomycota, Pichiomycetes, Pichiales, Pichiaceae. Gene Ontology annotation, biological process: double-strand break repair via homologous recombination; double-strand break repair via single-strand annealing, removal of nonhomologous ends; resolution of meiotic recombination intermediates.
AUGUCUGAUCCGCUUUUCGAGGCCGUUUCCGACGACGAGCACGUCGAAUCCGAGCUCACCAGGCUGCUGCAGGAGGACCGCGAGACAGAAGAGCUCACGGUGCCGGUGGUAGUCCGCGAAAUCGAGCCUGCGCCGGUGCGUCCUGCUUUCGCGGGCCGCGAGGACAGGACCAUCAAUCUCACGCUUAGCCUCGGCUACCAGCGGCAGAUCGUCCAGGAUCUCGUCGAGGACGACGGAUUGGUUAUACUGGGCCGCGGUCUGGGGCUUGAGACCAUUGUGGCGAACCUGUUGCACGUUCUAGGGCUGUCUGUGAUAGAGGACAAAAAGAGCCUGGUUCUGCUGGUGAACGCGAGCGAUGCCGAGCUAUACAAGAUCGGCGAGGAGUUGCGCGAGCUGGCAUGGCUUGACGGCAAGGAAGAGGCCGUCUCGUUUCUGUCUGUGAGCCGGGACCCUACCACGCUGGACAAGCGACGCCGGUUAUACGAAAAGGGCGGGAUCCUGGCCAUAACCACGCGGGUUCUGGUGACGGACUUUCUCGGAGACGUCCUGAACCCAGACCUUGUGACCGGCAUCGUGAUUUUGCAUGCGGAGCGCGUCAAGGAGUACUCGAGCGAGCGGUUUAUUGCCAAUUUGUACCGGAAGAAAAAUAAAUGGGGGUUUAUCAAGGCGCUCUCCGACGAGCCGGAGAGCAUGGGCGCUGGGUUCCAGCCGCUGUACACGCGACUGAAGUACCUGCGGCUCCAGAAAGUUAUGCUAUGGCCGCGGUUCCAUGUGGACAUAACCAACUCGCUCAAGUCGCGCAAGCUAGAGAACAAAGUCACCGAAAUCAACGUCCAGAUGACAGACUACAUGCUGAAAAUCCAGACCGGGCUGCUUGCGUGUAUGGAGGCAUGCAUAAACGAGCUAAAGCGACAUAACCCGGAGAUCGCGUCCGAGUACUGGACGAUCGAGAACGCGCUGGACGACGAGUUUGUGCGCAGCAUCCGCGCCACACUCGACCCGUACUGGCACAGGGUCUCGUCCACGACAAAGCAGGUGCUGUACGACUUUGCCACGCUGCGAGAGCUGCUCGGCCGGCUGUUUACGUGGGACUCUGUGCAGUUCUACCAGGAGUUAUCGAGUAUCGUGGAGGCGAACAAGCCGUCGGUAACGAACAACAACAGGACUAUGGCGCCAUGGCUGCUGUUGGACGAGGCCAUGACGGUUAUAUCGUGCAGCAAGGCCCGGGUUUUCGAUAAGGUUCGCGACGACGACGACGCAGAGGCCACAUAUUUGCUGGAAGAGCUCCCCAAAUGGGAGCAGCUGGCGAUGAUUCUGGACGACAUCAACGAGGAAAAAAAGCACGGUGACCACACUGAGGACGGGCCGGUCCUGAUCAUGUGCUCAACAGCGCACUGCUGUAACCAGCUGCGCAAUUUUCUGGUGAGUUAUAAAGAGUACCGCGCCGGCAACCGUACCGGGUUCAGUGCGCGCAGGCUGAUGGUGCGGACUUUGAAGCAGCAUCUGGCGUGGAAGAAAGGCACGGGCAGCCACACGGUGAAAAUCCAAAAGGAGCUCAACAAGGUCUCGAACCAGGCCCGCGGCGACAUGGACGACGACGUGGCGGUGUCGCGGACGUUUGUACGUCGCAAGGCUGUGCCCAACAAACGGCGUCGUGCGCGCGGCGGUGCAGUUAUGACGUCGUAUAACCGCAUGCUGAGCAAGACGGAAGGCGACGGCACCGUGGACGACGCGGUCCACGAGGCGAUGGUCGAUCUGCUGGAAAACGAGGUGGGCGGUGACCUUAGCGACGACGACGUCAAGCAGGAGGACCCGGGCUCUGUGCCGCCGGAAGAGGUUGGGGAGUCUAUGGACCAUGCGGAGCAGACUCCGGAUUUCGAGGAGGUGCGCUCGCACGGCAUAACUUUCGAGUACGUGGACCGCGCAGACCAGGUCAUCAUCGAGAAAUUCGACGCCAAGGCCAGUAACUACCUGCUAGAGGAAGUGAUGCCGUCGUACAUCAUUCUGUACGAGCCGAAUUUGGCCUUUAUCCGGCGGGUCGAACUGUUCCAGUCUUUGCGGCACACAAACCCUGCCCGGUGCUAUUUCAUGUACUACGGAGACUCCAUCGAGGAGCAGGGCUAUCUGAACAGCAUUAAGCGGGAGAAGGACGCCUUCACGCGACUGAUCAGGGAAAAAUCGAUGCUGCCAAAGACGUUCAUAACCGACGAGGACGAGAGCGCUAGGUUCCUGCCGACGCUGGCGCAGAGCACGAGAAUCGCCGGCGCGAACCCGCUCGACACGAAAAACAAGGUCGUGGUCGAUGUGCGGGAGUUCCGUUCGCAGCUGCCUUUUCUGUGCUACCUGGCCGCCAUGGAAGUUAUUCCCUGCAUGCUCACGGUCGGCGACUACGUGUUGUCGCCCAAAAUAUGCAUCGAGCGCAAGUCGAUUCCGGACCUGGUCAGUUCGCUGAAAAGCGGCCGGUUAUACCAGCAGUGCGAGCAGAUGUUCCGGUACUACGAGCUGCCGACGCUGCUGAUCGAGUUCGAGGAGGGAAAGUCGUUUUCGCUCGAGCCGUUCUCAGGCUACCGCGACGGGCGGCCGCUGGGCGCCGGCCCGGGCAGCACGUCCUUCCAGCAGGACCUGCAGCUGAAGCUCAUGAUGCUGCUGAUUGCGUUUCCGAGCCUGAAGAUCCUGUGGACGUCGUCGCCGUUCGAGACCGCGCGGCUGUUCCGGGAGCUCAAGCUCAGCCAGGACGAGCCGGACGUGGACAAGGCGAUCAGCGCCGGGCUGAACCCGCUGUUCGACAAGGACACCUACUUCAACGACACGGCGAUCGAGCUGAUCCAGAACAUCCCGGGCAUCAGCUCUGUGAACGUGCACCUGAUCAUCAACAAGGUGCGCAACAUCCGCGAGCUGGCGCAGAUGAGCGAGGCCGAGCUUGCGCCUCUUGUUGGACAGGAGGCCGCGGGCAAGAUCGUGCGGUUUUUUGAGCGCAGCAUAUAA